Quercus robur (English oak) is the source of this 1938-nucleotide messenger RNA. Its product is annotated as probable UDP-arabinopyranose mutase 5. Gene Ontology annotation, molecular function: UDP-arabinopyranose mutase activity. Lineage: Eukaryota; Viridiplantae; Streptophyta; Magnoliopsida; Fagales; Fagaceae. Gene Ontology annotation, biological process: plant-type cell wall biogenesis; UDP-L-arabinose metabolic process. The transcript is spliced from 4 exons. The record is from RefSeq and is a predicted model, not a curated record. Bases 676 to 1719 code for a protein of 347 amino acids. Gene Ontology annotation, cellular component: Golgi apparatus; cytosol.
UAUAUUACGGAGAAAACAGAUUGUUGAAAGGAUGUGCAUUGUUCAUUCCCCGCAAUCUCCGCACAAAAAAUCGCUCCAAAUUUUAUUGUUGCUUUACGCGUUUUCGGGAAAGUAAGAACAGAUAUUUUCAUUCAGACUUCAGAGUAACCUAUAUUUAUUUAUCAUAUAAAUAAAUAAAUAAAUGAGUGGAUGAAUGAGGAUAACCCCGCCAUCGCUACUAUCUCUCACCAUUGACUCAGCCCUUCACAACCUCUCCCACUUCUCCGAUCUCUCUCCUCUCCCUGAUCACAUCCUUUGCGAUCUCUUCAAGAUCUCUUCAUAUUGCUAGCUGCUGAUAGAAAUCACUGCCGUUCUGUUGAGACAAUUGAGCCUAGGAUCAAUGGGUGCUUUGAGAUUUAUGGAAAACAUUGCAAGCUGGAAAACUGAAUGAAAAACUCUUGAAGCUUUUCUUGGCAACUGGCAAUGAUGAAGUCCUUUCAUUCAUUGAUGGUCUAAAAAUCCAACAUAUCCACGCCCCUGUACUUCCUACAAGAUGUUCUGAAAAAUUUUAAGUUAGUUUUUGAAUUGUGUGCACACACUUAAAAGUUUGUUAGCCUAAACAUCAGCUGCUCUGAGGACUGAGGAGGCCAAAAAGAUUAUAGUUUUGGAUUAUUGUUUGGUUAUAACCCUUGAAGGAUGUCUCAAGCAAAUAUCAUGGACAAUGAGGUUGACAUUGUGAUUGGAGCACUUCACUCUGACCUGACAACAUUCAUGAAUGAGUGGAGACCUGUUUUCUCCCGGUUCCACCUGAUAAUUGUCAAAGACCCUGAUCUCUCAGGAGAGAUCCAAAUACCAGAAGGCUUUAACGUUGAUGUUUACACUAGGUCUGACAUAGAUCGAGUUGUGGGUUCAUCUACUUCCGUUCUCUUUUCGGGUUACUCGUGCAGGUAUUUUGGUUAUCUUAUGUCCCGGAAGAAAUACGUCAUUUCAAUUGAUGAUGAUUGCAUUCCAGCUAAGGACAAUGAAGGCUCUUUAGUAGAUAUUGUGGCCCAGCAUAUUACCAACCUCACAACUCCAGCCACCCCCUUCUUUUUCAAUACACUCUAUGAUCCUUACCGGAAAGGUGCAGAUUUCGUUCGUGGUUAUCCAUUUAGCCUGAGGGAAGGAGUGACAUGUGCAUUGUCAUGUGGGCUGUGGCUCAAUCUAGCAGACUAUGAUGCACCAACACAAGCCCUCAAGCCAGAACUGAGGAAUUCUCGAUAUGUGGAUGCUGUUCUGACUGUGCCUGUAAGGGCUAUGCUGCCUUUAAGUGGGAUCAACAUUGCAUUUGAUCGUGAGCUGGUGGGGCCUGCUUUGAUUCCUGCUUUGAAGUUGGCCGGGGAAGGAAAGUUUAGGUGGGAAACAAUGGAAGAUAUAUGGUCUGGAAUGUGUGUUAAGGUUAUAUCUGAUCACAUGGGGCUUGGUGUGAAGAGUGGACUGCCUUAUGUCUGGAGGAAUGAAAGAGGUAAUGCCAUAGAAAGUUUGAAAAAGGAAUGGGAGGGAGUAAAGCUGAUGGAGGAAGUGGUGCCUUUCUUUCAGGCAGUCAGGUUGCCGCAAUCUGCAGUUACAGCUGAGGAUUGUGUGGUUGAAUUGGCAAAAACUGUGAAGGAGCAGCUGGGACAGUCGUAUCCAAUGUUUGUUCGUGCUGCUGAAGCUAUGGUAGAGUGGAUCAAGGUUUGGAAAGCAGUUCGAUCCGGCUGACUGUCCCCUGCAAUUUAGGAACUAGUAAUAAUUAAUUGAUGAUUAUCGCACAAAUUUGUUUCUCAUUGAUUUGUAGUUGACAUUUUCAUGUCUCCCUUUUUACUUAAUCACAGCUGAUAGAAUGUCUUAUAAUAUGUGGGGGGAGGAGUUGAUGCUAUUUGACUGUUAAACAUUUGAUCUUUUGUUUGUUUUGCGUUAUUAAACAGUAUAUUUAUUUUA